AUGAAUCUCUUCUCUUUGACCGGUCGGACCGCCUUGGUCACUGGAGGCACCCGGGGCAUUGGCCAGGCUAUGGCGCUGGCCUUAGCAGAAGCCGGGGCCGACAUUGUCUUAGUACAACGAGAUACCAGCAACUCCAGCACAAAAGAACAGAUCGAGCAACUGGGCCGCAAAGCCACCAUCUAUACGGCGGAUCUGUCCUCACAGGACUCCGUGUCCUCUCUCGUUCCGGCCAUCCUCGGCGACGGCCACGAUAUAGACGUCCUGCUCAACUGCGCCGGUAUCCAACGCCGACAUCCGAGUCAUGUCUUUCCUCAAGAUGAUUGGGACGAGGUAGGUCGUUCUGCUUUUGCCUUCGUUGUGCCGAAGCGUUGCUUACACUGGCCCGUUCUCCAGGUCCUCCAGGUCAACCUGACUACCAUCUUCACGCUAUGUCGCGACGUCGGCGCGCACAUGCUCACGCGAACGGCAAAUGCCGCCGGCCAACGCGGCAGCAUCAUCAAUAUCGCGUCACUUGUGUCCUUCCAGGGCGGCCUAACCGUGCCCGCCUACGCGGCUGCCAAAGGCGGCGUCGCGCAGCUGACCAAGGCCCUCUCGAACGAGUGGGCUGCUAAGGGUAUCAACGUCAAUGCCAUUGCGCCGGGGUAUGUCGCCACGGACAUGAACACAGCGCUGAUGCAGGACCCUGAGCGGGCGGCGAGCAUUCUCGCACGCAUCCCGGCGGGCCGAUGGGGUAGCCCGGAGGAUUUCAAGGGGUCGGUCGUGUACUUGGCGAGCCGAGCGAGUGCGUAUGUGAGUGGGGAGGUGUUGACUGUUGAUGGGGGCUGGAUGGGUCGGUAA
Molecule: messenger RNA, 837 nt
Organism: Penicillium macrosclerotiorum
Lineage: Eukaryota; Fungi; Ascomycota; Eurotiomycetes; Eurotiales; Aspergillaceae
Exons: 2
Coding region: 1-837 (278 amino acids)
Molecular function (GO): oxidoreductase activity, acting on the CH-OH group of donors, NAD or NADP as acceptor
Source: RefSeq, a predicted model, not a curated record